CUCUGACACAUUUAAGUGCAACCGACGGGUUCGAUGGCCUCAGAUGUUGAAGAAGAAUCCCUUUGAUGCGCGUAAAAGUGAAAAGUGCUAGGCUGCAAAAAUAUCUGAAGGUCCUUUUUGAGAGAUCUUUUUGAGGCCAGCAAAAAGGGCGUGGAGAAAAGCGCACAUGGCUGUCAGAGCCAAUCGCUUUUCAAGAGGGUAGGUAUCUACUUUGAAGAGAAGAUGAGGACGCACUGCAGGACUCCAGUGAAGUCUCCGUAAGUCCCACGGUCGUUUGCUGGUUCGUGUAGCGCAGCCCUAAGUCGGACCGGUCCACUGGCACAAGAGGGGCGUGUGCAACCUUGCUGAAGCAAGCGAGCAGGUUCAUGUUGCAUCUUACGUAGACGGCGUGAGUCAACUAGUUCUGAAGAUUAAAAGAAUACCUGUAUGACUUCUCCGACAAAAGAUCUGAUGCAGGGUUGAAUCACAGCUGGCGGCGUAAUAUUGUCCAUCUUGUACUGGCCAAGGUUGCAAAUGGAAGUACGAAAUUGAUUGGAACUAGUGCAGCAUCCACCGAGCACUCAGUGGUUUUUGCAAUGGCAAGUCUUAUGCCGUGCCAGGACCUGCCCUGGCAGAAAGGUUACUCAGAAAAUGAGCCAAGCACAGCACCAGAGGCCCUAGGCAUCUCUAAGGAGUGGCCGGGCGCUGCAAACUUUGACAAAGUGCAAAUGAUCCUGGACCAGAACAGGCUGCUCAUCAAGGAGAUCAACCAGAACCACUGUGCAAGGAGGACCGAAGGGCUUUCUAGAAACGUGCUUCUCAUUAGAGAGCUGCACAGCAAUGUUGCUAAGGUGGUGGAGCUGUACCGAGAGAUUUCAGAAUCAUUUGUCGUGGUCUUUGGAAAUCACCAGGUGCAGCGUUAGCCGCUAGCUUGUUUCUCUACGAAAGAUCAGGACAACACCUGGAGAUGCAUAAGGUGGUCCAGGGGGCCAUCUGCGUCAUGACUCAUCUUUCUUUCAAGUCUGAAUCACUAGUAGGUUCGUGUCCUUGGUGCACGUCCCUGAGUGCGUGCCUUGUACAGAAAUGAGUCGAGGUUAUCAGAGAGCUUAGAAGUGCUACUAAAUCUGCACUUCAACCGAUUGUUUGGUGAUUUAUACAAGGGUCCUUUUCUCGAAGAACAAGAGUGUCCUUGUGAGCAGAGCAUUGCUUCAGAGCCCAUUGCUAUAUAUGUCAAGUUGCAUAAGCAGCUAAACUGCUUCAUGUCACCAGAUCCAAAAGAGGUCGUGAGGCUUAGGUAUUGCUCAGCUUGAGUUCGAUUGGACAGCUUUAAUACUAUUCAAUAUUAGUCAAACCUGACGAACAUUGAAACCUUGUAAGUAUUUCGAAUGUCUGAUUGUGGAUACCAACAGCUAUACACCAUGCACUCAACUUGAGGGCGCACACAACAUCCAGCCG
Klebsormidium nitens is the source of this 1434-nucleotide messenger RNA. The record is from the annotation of a GenBank genome assembly. NCBI's taxonomy places the organism in Eukaryota, Viridiplantae, Streptophyta, Klebsormidiophyceae, Klebsormidiales, Klebsormidiaceae.